This is a messenger RNA of Peniophora sp. CBMAI 1063, 5838 nucleotides long. The record is from the annotation of a GenBank genome assembly. Lineage: Eukaryota; Fungi; Basidiomycota; Agaricomycetes; Russulales; Peniophoraceae.
AUGGACUCCGAGGACGAAACAGAGAGCUCGAUAACAGCGAGCAGCUCGAAAUCGUCACCUCGCCGGGACACCGACAAAACACCAACAGCCCAUCGUGUCCCGCCGCCUCGGUCUCAAAGCGAGUCUCCAACGCCUCAGCGACGCCGCGUGGUGUCCACGCAGCAGCAGCCUCUCAUCGAUUUCUUCACGCGACUGGCUAAAUCCCGCCCGAAUUCACCUGCCCCUCCUCCACCACCUGCCCCGACACCUGUCCCAAGUACGCCUCCAGCAGUUACCCGUGCACCAAUCGCGGUCCAAGCACCUGCUCCCACACCAGCCGACGCACUCCCGUUCGCACCCCGAGCACGCCGAGUCCCAAUGGCAAUGCCAGCGAAGUUCAAUGGCUCGGGCGACAAUCCCGAAGAUUUCCUGCGUUCGUUCGAAGGAUGGUGCUUUAGCUGCGAGCAGCGUGCCGACGAUGAAAAGGCAGAGGCCUUUCCAUUGUGCCUCAAGAGUGGCAGUCCGGCCGACAUAUGGUACAAGGCCCAGCCUGCCGUGACCCGUGGCAGUUUCCGUGCCCUCCGCGCUGCAUUCCUCACGCGCUUCCCGGCACCCGAAGUUGCUGCGCGCUCACCCGAGGACGCGGAAGAAGAGCUAGAGAAGUUAGAACUGCCGCUCGAUCUGCUGGGCAAGAAGAUCUCAGAGGACGGUGUCGAUGUUUGGUCGCACGUCAAAUACGCGAACACGGCGAAGGCGCUCGCUCUCGAGGCUAAUAUUCUAAGCACCACGACGAACCUCACAACGUUGCGCCGAAAACUACCCGCACCCCUUGUCAACCUUCUCAACUACACUCAGCACACCACGCUCGAGCAGUUCUUCGCCGACAUUAAGAGGGUGAACACGCAGAAGCUGACUCGCGCUGCCGAGGAGGCUCGAUCGAACGAGCAGAGAGCCCGCAAAAACGACCAGAAACUCGCCGCGCUGGAGAAUCAGCUCGCGGCGCUCCGGAUGUCACAGCGCAGCCAAUCGCAACCCCAGUACCCCACUCAAGCUGCCAACUCGCGUCCGCCGUCAAACGCGUAUGCUCGCCAGCCUGCCACGUUUCCCAUGGGCCAGACUCAAGCCCCCAUCUUUCGCCGCCAGGCGAGCGCGCCAUCCACGGGCAGUGCGAGUGCCGGUGCCGUGCCUGUCGCAGAGCUUCCCAUGCCCACAGCGGCUCAGCGUGCCGUUCUUGCGGCGCUUAUCAAUGUCCCGGUGCCGAACGACACCCCACAGAACAUGGCGACGUACACCAAUGCAUUCCGGCAGGCGACCGCGCAGCUUCGUGGGCCGCGCGAUCUCACCUGGGAUACUCCGAUACCGUUCCGGCCGGGUACGGCGGCGCCGUGCUCCGCGGAGUGCUAUCGCUGUGGCACGCACGGGCACCGUGGACAAGGGUGUCAGAUUCCGAACGGGACGGAUUUGCGGCUGCCGGGGUACGAGUCCCGGUGGCGUGCAAUGUUGAACCGCGCCUUCCCGGAUGCGAACAAGGGCCGCACGAUAGAGAUACAUCUCGUCGAGUCUUGGGUCCUCUCGCGCACGGUGGCUGGGCGAGAGGACGUAGACGUGUUUCCAGGCCCCACAGAAUGUGAUCCGUCUUGUGUACCGCAGCAUGUACUCGCUGUUGACAAUGAAGUUUUUGAUCUUUAUUCUGUGGAUGAGAACAUCGUAAAGAAAGAACCUGAUGCGCUCCCUUUCGUACAGACUGUUGGCCUCGUCAGUGCAACCGGCGAAAUCUCGCGUGUUCGAGGACUCUUCGACGACGGUGCCCGCAUCAGCAUCCUAUCCUCCGCGGUUUUCGACAUCGUCAAACAUCGUCUUACGGAAUGGUCGACUUCCUUCCGGACUCUCCGCAUGGCCAAUGGCGAGCUUGUACCAUCGCGUGCAAACUGGCAUGGCACUAUUGAGAUCGGCGGCGUUCGGACGACAGGCGAGUUCGAAGUAUUUGACAGCAAAGGCUCCUGGAGCUUCUUAGUUGGGAAACCACUGCUACGUGCUUUCCGCGCUAUUCAUGAUUACACACCUGACACGGUGUUAAUCACAGGUGAUGAUGGCCGUUCAGUCACAUUGCAUAACAAGUUGCUGGAAGGUGCGCACCGCACUUCAGAUGAUCUCCAGACUCUCGUCGUGGAUUGGAAAGAGGGCCGCCCGCACUCUAUCAGGCUCGUGCAGGAGGAUAGCGCCCAGUCGGCCACGGAUGUUGCAUCACCCGUUUCACGGACUACCGUGACCGCACCGAGCAUGCUGCAGAGGCCGCAACCUCUAGACGUCUCGACGAACGUGUUUGCUGUGUCCGAAUCGGGCAUAUACACGCGUCGGUCGGCCCCGCAUAACCCUGCACGGGUCGCCGCCAUAUUGCAGGCGGUGACGAUCGGCUCAGAUCUUACACCUGAACAGCAUGCACGCGCCGAGCAGCUCAUCGCAGACCACGCCGACUGUUUCGCUCUAAACGUAACUGAGGUGUUGCCUGCAAAGGAUGCUGUACAUCGCUUGCACAUCCCUGAGGGCACAACUUUCAGUACGAAAGUACGCCAGCAGUCCAUGAACCCACCGAAGCGCCAGUACAUGGCGAAGACUAUCGACGACCUCUUAGCUGCUGAUGUCAUUGAACGUGUUGACCCUUCCCAGGUCAAGUGCGUUUCGCCAGUUACCUUGGCCCAGAAGGCGCACGACGGUGUCGGGCUAUCCAUUGAGGAAUUGCAAGAUCUUGUCAACGAGCAGUGCGUCGCAAACGGCAUGGAACCGUACUUCGACGAGCGGGGUGCUGUUGAAUUCCGGGAAGCUCGACGUAGCAACACCACCACUCCGUCGGGCGAGCGGAAAUGGCGCAUGUGUAUCAACUACGACGAGUUGAACAAGGCAACUCAGGUUCCACCCAUGCCACAAGGGGACAUCCGUGCAAAACAGCAACGAUUAAGUGGGCAGCGUUAUGUGAGCACCUGGGAUUUUGCUUCUGGAUUCUAUGCUGUUGAGAUUGCAGAAGAAUCGCGACCGUAUACAGCCUUCUACGUCGAGGGUCGCGGCUUUUUCUGGUUCAAACGAAUGCCUUUCGGUUUGACUGGUGCACCAACAACUUUCGCAGACGUUACGGCCCGCCACAUGCACGAUCUCAUUGAGGCAGGCAUCAUGGAGCUCUUUGUCGACGACGGAGGUGCAUGUGGUGACGACUUCGACACGAUGCUUGGGAAGCUAGAACAAGUCUUGCAACGUGUUCGCGAACGCCACUUAUCCUUAUCCGCACCGAAAUUCUUUUGCUUCAUGCGCAACUCGAAGUUCUCGGGCGCGCGAGUUGGUCGCGACGGCGUACUUCCCGACCUGGCAAAACUGACUGCCAUUGUUGAAUGGCCUGUUCCGGCGACGGCCUUCAACCUGGCAUCGUUCCUCGGCCUCACCGGCCACUUCCGCGACUUGAUCCGGGACUACGCCCGAAUCGAGGGACCCCUGCGGGAUCUUCUUGCUAUGGUCGACCUGCCGGUGCCCUACACGGAGAGUAUCUACAAGCGUGUCAUGACCGCACAUCUGCUCGCGCCGCACUGGACAGAUAAGCAUACCGAAGCAUUCUUACGACUGAAGGGCAUCCUCACCUCCGAACCUGUCCUGCGAGCACCGCGCUGGGAUGGCACACCAUUCAUCGUGACAACUGACGGGUGCAAGGAGGGUUUCGCAGGUGUUUUGACACAGCGGCAUGCAACUACGCUCGCAAACGGCAAGGUCGUCACACGCCUGCACCCUAUCGCCUUUGCGUCAAAGCGAACAUCCCGAUCCGAAGCUAAGUACCCCCCUUUCUUGCUUGAACUUGCCGCACUCAAGUUCACGCUAGACAAGUUUUCGGACAUCAUAUGGGGAUUCCCCAUCGAGCUAGAGACCGACUGCCAAGCACUCCGAGACGUGAUCCGCAGCAAAAAGCUGAACGCACACUACGCCCGGUGGCGGGAUGGUGUCCUGGCUUAUCGCAUUGUUGACGUCCGACACAUUCCCGGCAAGAUCAACCUCGUCGCGGACGGCAUGAGCCGCCAAUUUGAGAACCAGCCUCGCAUCGCGGGAGAUGGCAGCGAAUGGGACGUGUGCGAGGACUGGGAGUCAGCCACGGGCCUCGCGUUCGACGUUUUUAGGGUCGAAGACAGCCCGCCGGAACCGCUGCCCGUUCGAGAACCACAAUUGCGCGACCGCUUCAAGGACGAUUGGUUCUUCCUCGACGUCGUGGAUGCCAUCCUCAGCCAGCAACAUCUCUCCACGUCCAACCCCCGCGAGAAAGCGCGCGCACGCCAUCGCGCCUCCCAGUACUUCCUCGAAGAUGGCAAAUUGUGGCGGCUGCGCGGGAGCACAGCCGUGCGUGCACGGUCGAAGGUCGAGUGCGUCACACGUGCGGAAGCCCGUGAGCUUGCGGCCAUGCAACACGCGGACGGCGGUCAUUGGGGCCGCGACGCGGUUAAGAUGGCGCUCCUCGACAGGAUCGUCUGCCCGAAACUGGACGAUAUCAUCCUGGAGGCUAUUCAGGACUGCCCGCAGUGUAAAGCUUUCGGACCGGCUCACCUCAACUCGCUGCUGGACCCCAUCACUCGUCGCACACCAUUCGAGCUGCUUGUUGGCGACUACCUGACCCUUCCUGUCGGAAAGGGUGGUCACAAAACGUUAGGUGUUUACGUUGACGUCUUCUCGCAACAUGUCUACGUUGACAAGUUUAGGGUCGCGGGCAGCGGUACAACGACCAACAAGACCCUCAAGCGCAUUUUCGACACGUAUCAGCCGUACGGAACGUUCAUGACUGAUGGUGGCAGUCACUUCGACAAUGAACGCGUCCGUGAGUUCUGCGCAUCGCGCGGAUGCCGAGCUAAGGUCAUUGCAGCAUAUUCACCGUGGAUCAACGGGUUGUGCGAGAAUACGAACAAGCUACUGCUCCAUGUUCUCAAGCACCUCUGUGCACCUGCUCUAGGCGAAGAUGAUUACGUCGAGGGCUCGUGGGACGAGCUUCCAACGAAGUGGCCGGAUUACCUCGAUGAAGCGGUCAACAUUCUGAACAAUCGCAUCCUUCCGCGCAUAGGCUUUACCCCACGCGAGCUCCUGCUUGGUCUCGUUGUCAAUGCUAAGUCGUCCCCCAACUCGUCAGAGGCCUCCGUAGCACCAUCCGCUGACGAGAUCGCCAUGCACCAGGCGUAUGCGGAACAGCAACGUUUUGAUGCAAGCGAUGCCGUCCUGCGUAAUGCGCUGCGACGCAAGGCCGAAUUCGACCGGCGCGUCGAGCGCGAUGGCGGGGCCAGAUCGUUCCAUCGCGGCCAGCUGGUGCAAUACCGCCGCAACGAUCUCGAGUUCACCUUAUCGGCGGACCGGAAGCUCCUCGCGUUCUGGUCAGAACCGUAUCGGGUGCGCGAAUGCGCGCCAAACUCGUACACGCUGGAGGAUCGUGCGGGAACGGUGCUCAAGGGUCGUUUUAGCGCCCGCAGGCUGCGCGAAUUCACGCCGCGUGCAGGCACGAAACUUGCAUCAGAGCAGACUAAAUUCAUGCAGGCGUUGAAAGAAAAGGACGGCGCGGACGCAACUGACGUAGGGGUGGGUCGGACCGCACAAGCGAGAGCAGGAGGAGAGAGAGAGGAUGGGAAUCGGGAAGGGGAUGAGGAGCACACGGACGAGAGCGAGGGCGAACACGAUUGGGAGGCACUAAGGGAGGUGGAGCGGCGGUUGACUAUGGGAGGAGAUGGCAACGAUGAUGAUGAUGCGGGCGGAGCAGAGGAUGAGGGCGAGGCGAGAGAAAGUGGGACGAAUGGCGAUGAUGGUACGGCACCAUGGGAGGGUCGACUCAGGAAGAGGAAGCGUGUAUCGUGA